AUGGAAAGAUUAAAACAUAUCUCCAACCAAUUAUCCAUAAACAAAACAACUCAUUCUGAUAAAAAAGUCUAAAUCGAAUAUAUAUUUAAUAAUAGAAUAGGCAUAAUAACAUUUAAUUCUCCAAAAGACCUAAAUGCACUUUCAAAAGAAUUAGAAAGCCAAUUUUUAAAAGCUUUAAAAUAACUCGAUUAAGAUGAAAGUGUAAAAGUAAUAAUUUUAUUAUCUAAUGUGCCUAAAGCUUUUUGUGCAGGAAUCGAUAUUACUCGCUUUUCAAAUGUAACAAAUGAAAAUUUGAUUAAAAGUAAACUUUUUGAAAAUUAUGACAAUAAAUAUUUUAAAAUAACAAAACCAAUAAUUUCAGGAGUAAAUGGAUUCGCAUUAGGCGGAGGAUUUGAAAUAGCAUUAGGUUCUGAUAUUAUAUUCUGCUCAUAAGAAGCUAAAUUUGGAUUUCCAGAAAUAAAAUUAGGUUUAAUUCCUGGAAUUGGUGGUACUUAAAGAUUUACAAAAAUUGUAGGCAAAAUAAUAGCUAAUUAUUAUAUUUUAAGUGGAGAAUUCUUGGAUGCUUAGACAGCAAAGAAUUUAAAUAUAGUAGCUGGUAUUUUUUCUAAUGAUAAACUUAGGGAAGAAGUCAUUAAAUAUGCUGAAAAAAUUGCAAUGUAUUCUAGUUAUAGCAUAAUUGUGGGAAAAAAUGUUACUAAUUAGGCUGAAGAGUUGAGUAUUAGUGAGGGAAUCAAAUAUGAAAGAAGAAUGUUUUAUAGUUUGUUUAAUUUACCAGGGGCUAAAGAAGGUAUUGACGCUUUUAAUAAAAAAAGAAAAGCUAAUUUUGAUGGAAUUUGAUAAGUAUGUAC
Ichthyophthirius multifiliis is the source of this 848-nucleotide messenger RNA. RefSeq lists its product as hypothetical. Gene Ontology annotation, cellular component: mitochondrion. Gene Ontology annotation, molecular function: enoyl-CoA hydratase activity. Gene Ontology annotation, biological process: fatty acid beta-oxidation. The transcript is spliced from 2 exons. Lineage: Eukaryota; Ciliophora; Oligohymenophorea; Hymenostomatida. The record is from RefSeq and is a predicted model, not a curated record.